AUGGAGCCCCUUGACGACCAACAAUAUGAGGCAUCAUAUCCUCUCGCCUCACCCUCUGAUAUUAGUGGAUCCAACGCAACUCCAGACACCGAAUACUCGCCUCCUGACAGCCCGUUUCCUAAGCAACAGCUCUUGAAUGACAGCCGAUCAGUAGCGAGGAAAAAGUUGGAGUCUCUAACGACUAAGGAAAAGGUUUCUCUUCUUACCGCUGCAGACUUCUGGAGGACUAAGGCUAUCUCUGAGAAGGGCAUACCGGCAAUCAAAACUAGCGAUGGACCAAACGGGGCUCGCGGUGGCAUCUUUGUUGGAGGCACAAAGGCAGCUCUAUUUCCAUGUGGCAUAUCCCUAGCAGCAACCUGGAAUAAAGACCUACUGUACCAGGUUGGCCAGCAUCUGGCUCGUGAAGUUCAUGCAAGAUCAGCUCAGGUUCUCCUUGCCCCGACUGUUUGCAUGCACCGACACCCGUUAGGCGGCAGGAAUUUCGAAUCAUUCUCAGAAGACCCUUUGCUCACUGGAAAGCUAGCCUCUCAGUACAUCAAGGGGCUUCAGUCGAAAGGGGUUGCUGCCACUAUCAAACAUUUCGUCACGAACGAACAGGAGACACAUCGCCUGACUAUCGACUCGUUAGUAAUGGAGCGGCCUUUAAGAGAGCUGUAUCUACGUCCUUUUGAGAUCGCUGUACGGGAUGCAAAUCCAUGGGCUGUCAUGUCAUCUUACAACCUUAUCAAUGGUGUUCAUGCCGAUAUGAAUCAUCAUACACUGAAAGAAAUCCUGCGAGGGGAGUGGGGCUAUGAUGGGACGGUCAUUUCGGAUUGGGGAGGCACCAACUCAACAGUAGAAUCAAUCAAGGCAGGAUGCGAUAUCGAGUUCCCCUACUCGACUAAAUGGCGCUUCGAUAAAGUCUUGAAGGCUAUUGAGACCGGAGAGCUCACUUUAGGGGAGGUUAAUGCAGCUGCAGAGAACGUGCUCACACUGGUCGAGCGGACGAAGGGCGGCGACAUGUCGGCCGAAGAGCCAGAAAGGGAAGAUGAUAGAGAUGACACCCGUGCACUUAUCCGCUCAGCUGGUGCUGAAGGCCUGACGUUGCUGAAGAACAAAGGCGCAAUACUACCCAUUGAUCCGGAGACAUCCAAGAUUGCUGUUAUUGGGCCCAAUGCUAACAGGGCUAUUGCAGGCGGUGGUGGUAGUGCUAGUCUCAACCCUUAUUACAACACGCUUCCUCUGGAUAGCAUCAAGCAAGCUGCAAAUGGGGAGGUGAUAUAUGCUCAAGGAUGUCAUAUUUACAAAUGGCUCCCAGUAGCAUCACCCUUCUGCACCGAUAAGGCCGGCAAGCCUGGUGUGACGUUAGAAUGGUUUAGCGGCGACAAAUUCCGUGGCGAUGUUAUUGUCACGCAACGCAGGAUCAAUACAGAUCUUUUUCUAUGGGAUUCAGCCCCGCUGGAUCAACUAGGACCCGAAUGGUCAGCUAUUGCAACAACGUACCUCACACCUACUUCUUCGGGGAAGCAUACCAUCAGUUUCAUGAGCGUCGGUCCCGGCAAGUUAUAUCUUGACGGGAAAUUGGCGCUCGAUCUAUGGAACUGGACUGAGGAAGGCGAGGCAAUGUUUGACGGCUCUAUUGAUUAUAUGGUCGACGUUGAUAUGACUGCCGGCACGGCCGUUGAGUUGCGGGUGGAGAUGACGAACGAGCUUCGUCCCGUCUCGAAGCAAAAACAGUUCAACAUGACGCACAAGUAUGGUGGAUGUCGUAUUGGAUUCAAGGAAGAAGACCAGGUCGACUACCUUCAAGAAGCUGUGAACGCCGCCAAGGAAGCCGAUAUCGCCGUUGUUAUCGUCGGUCUUGAUGCCGAGUGGGAGUCGGAAGGUUACGAUCGGAAGACGAUGGAUCUACCCUCCGAUGGGAGCCAAGACAGACUUGUACGGGCCGUUCUCAAAGCUAACCCCCGGACGGUCGUCGUUAACCAGUCUGGUUCUCCGGUGACUAUGCCUUGGGCAGACGACGUUCCUGCUAUCAUCCAAGCCUGGUACCAGGGCCAGGAAGCUGGCAAUGCUUUGGCUGAUGUCCUAUUUGGUCUACGCAAUCCAAGCGGCAAGCUUCCGUCAACUUUCCCUCGUAGACUCGAAGACACCCCAGCGUAUCAUAAUUGGCCCGGGGAGAAUCUCCGCGUGCUAUACGGAGAAGGGCUCUACAUCGGGUACCGACAUUACGACAAGGUGAAAAUCGGCCCACUCUUCCCCUUCGGCCAUGGCCUCUCAUACACGACCUUCGAGUACGGCCGCCCAUCCCUCAGCCACAAAGUCCUGACGUCGUCGGCCUCGAUCCAUCUCGUCAUGGCGGUUACCAACACGGGACCUGUCGCAGGUGCAGAGGCAGUGCAGAUUUACGUCCAGGAUGAGAAGUCGACGCUCCCUCGUCCCGAGAAGGAACUUGCGGCGUUCGAAAAAGUCUCCCUCCAACCUGAUGAGACCAAGCAUAUCACGGUGCCCCUGGAUAAGUACUCUGUGGGAUAUUAUGACCCGGCCAAGGCGGCGUGGAUUGCUGAAGAGGGCACUUUCAAGGUGCUUAUUGGUUCUUCUGCUGCGGAUAUUAGACAUUCCAUCUCGUUCGAAGUUAAUGAGUCGUUCACCUGGGUAUUCUAA
Xylaria bambusicola is the source of this 2640-nucleotide messenger RNA. Its product is annotated as glycosyl hydrolase family 3 N terminal domain-containing protein. Bases 1 to 2640 code for a protein of 879 amino acids. The transcript is spliced from 7 exons. Gene Ontology annotation, molecular function: beta-glucosidase activity. The record is from RefSeq and is a predicted model, not a curated record. Gene Ontology annotation, biological process: glucan catabolic process. NCBI's taxonomy places the organism in Eukaryota, Fungi, Ascomycota, Sordariomycetes, Xylariales, Xylariaceae.